Messenger RNA from Cyphellophora europaea CBS 101466, 597 nucleotides. RefSeq lists its product as uncharacterized. Bases 1 to 597 code for a protein of 198 amino acids. Lineage: Eukaryota; Fungi; Ascomycota; Eurotiomycetes; Chaetothyriales; Cyphellophoraceae. The record is from RefSeq and is a predicted model, not a curated record. The transcript has a single exon.
AUGCUCAAUCAGCCCCCUGUGGUAGCAGAUGCCAACCGGCUGAGCCUAAUGCCUGGAUCAGGAAGCGACCGGGAUGGACCAAUUAAUGCACAGAAGAACUUCCCCACCAGUUUCGAAGACUUCGGGCUCCCUCCUAAUCAAAUGUGGGACCACAACGCGACAUAUGACCGCAGGUUCUGUUUCGGCCAUGGUGAAACCGAGGACCUUCUCGGGACUGCCAAUAGAUGGAUGUCACCCGGUGACUUCGAUAUCGCAGAUGCUGCGGCACUGUUGGAGAUCGGACUGCGAAGGCACAAGGAUGACUCUCUGGAUUUCAAACCGCAUUUGCGAAAAUGCCAAGCUGAAUGCUUCGGCAGUCUCUGGUCCCACAUAUACAAUGUCCUCGAUCGGUGCGAACACGAAGGUCCUAGCUUAUAUCUGGUCCAGUGGAAAGUUUGCUGGACUCCUGAGAGCAAUAUUGAUGACAAGGCGUGGGUUGUAGCGUCGCUGAAGGCCAAUCAGAACCAACACAAUCGACGCAGCAUGCGUCUGGAGGACAGCUUUGAAGCUAGAAAGAAGGGGUUUGACAAGAUGAUGUCGGUUGUGAACCUGGAGUAA